This is a messenger RNA of Schistosoma bovis, 1014 nucleotides long. NCBI's taxonomy places the organism in Eukaryota, Metazoa, Platyhelminthes, Trematoda, Strigeidida, Schistosomatidae. The record is from the annotation of a GenBank genome assembly.
AUGAAUAGUAAAUAUGUGAAAAAGGAUUUUAAUUUUACCGGAUUAAUUCGAAUCAAUUAUAGUGAAAUAAUAGAUAUGACCGUGCAUGUACCAUAUAGUGCUUGGAGUGAACAGUGUCGAGCACUACUUGAAGUUCAUUCAAAACUAGAUGCUCUUUGCGUUUGCGAUCAUGGAAGUCGUGUACUAGGAAGUGCAUUUAAAAUCCCGGAAUUUGCGAGUAUAACUAAUUUGAGUACAAAUCAAGUUCGUGCUAUACGUUUGGUUAUGGCAAAAAUUGGUACACAAAAACUAAAUAUUGAUUUUUUAAAUGAUCGUUUUGUUGUUAUUGAUGCAAACAAUGAAAUGUUAUCAGCUAAAUCUGGUAAAAAAAGUUUAUUUGUUGAAUUAACUAAAACAUUAUGUGUAUUCGGUUUGUCAAUGGAUACAGAGACUGAAAAUAAACAUGCAACUGCGCUUGAAGCAAUGCGAGAUAUACAAAAGUGCAUAUAAAAUUCGGCGUUAUGUUGCUUUAUAAUUAUUAUUUAACUACCAAACCUUUGGCAGCUAAACGCAUUUUUGGUCGCCUUUCAGUGUACAAAGUGAGCAUUAUCAUAAAAAAUAUACCUAAUGCUAAAACAAACGGCAUCAUUAUUUGAAUAACUGGUGUUAGCUUUGAUAAAAUCCUUGCUAAAGAACUUUGUGGCAAAACAUCUAUAUAAAUUAUACCUGACCAAUCAGGAUAAAUAUCUGAACCAUUGGGAAUCGAGUACGCAUCACCAUGUAUGCAUAUUAAACUAUGUAAUUCUUUAUACUGUGUCUUGUUCAAUGAUACGGUCUCAGCUACGAUAAUAUUAUAAGCUGGAUCAAUUCUAUAUCGUCCACGUGUUUCACGUAUUAAUGUUGUAAAAUUGACUUGUUUUAAUGUAGUAAUUAGAUAUCGUAAUGGUGUUUUAUAUUGAAUAAUAGUAGUGAAAUUAUAUGCAGUUUUAAUUAACUUCAUUAGCUCAUCAAAACUAUCUGGUGCAUAGAGCCACG